Messenger RNA from Lycium ferocissimum, 1122 nucleotides. RefSeq names its product 5'-methylthioadenosine/S-adenosylhomocysteine nucleosidase-like. Gene Ontology annotation, molecular function: methylthioadenosine nucleosidase activity. Gene Ontology annotation, biological process: nucleoside metabolic process. Bases 108 to 896 code for a protein of 262 amino acids. The record is from RefSeq and is a predicted model, not a curated record. The transcript is spliced from 8 exons. Lineage: Eukaryota; Viridiplantae; Streptophyta; Magnoliopsida; Solanales; Solanaceae.
AAAAUAUCCCCAUCGCCUUUACCACUUGCAACUUCGAUUCUCAAUUUCUCAAUCCCAGAAAUUAGAUUUAUAUCCCAAAAAGAAAAGAAGAAAAAUAUUUUUAAAAAAUGGCACCUCCACACGGCGAAAAGUCAACAGAAGUCAAAGACGCCGUCGAUAACCGCCCUAUCUCCACCAUCGUCUUCAUCAUCGCUAUGCAAACGGAGGCGUCACCUCUUGUUAACAAGUUUGAGCUUACUGAGGACGUUGAUUCAGUGUUUCCAAAGGGAGUCCCUUGGGUACGGUUCUAUGGUAAUUACAAGGGUCUCGCCAUUAAUAUUGUUUGUCCUGGGAAAGACCCAGCAUUGGGGGUUGAUGGUGUGGGCACGGUUUCUUCAUCUCUUGUGACAUAUGCUUCUAUCCAAGCAUUAAAGCCUGACCUCAUCAUAAAUGCUGGCACAGCAGGUGGAUUUGCGGCCAAAGGUGCUUCAAUAGGAGAUGUGUUUCUUUCAUCAGAAGUUGCUUUCCAUGACAGAAGAAUACCAAUCCCAGUAUUUGAUAUAUAUGGAGUUGGUUCGCGGAAGGCUUUUGCUACACCCAACCUUCUGAAGGAGCUUAACCUGAAGGUUGGCAAACUAUCUACUGGUGACUCUCUAGAUAUGUCUCCAAUGGAUGAAGCAUCUAUCGUUUCAAAUGAUGCAACCGUUAAAGACAUGGAGGGAGCAGCCAUAGCUUAUGUGGCAGAUCUGUUGAAAGUUCCUGUCAUUUUUCUGAAAGCUGUGACAGACAUUGUGGAUGGUGAUAAACCAACACCGGAAGAGUUUUUGCAAAAUCUGGCAGCAGUAACCGCUGCUCUUGAUCUAACUGCCACCCAAGUUGUUGAUUUCAUCAGUGGGAAAUGCUUGUCCGAACUGUGAUCUAAUCUUAUUUCAUCCCAUGCUAAUGACAUAUUUGUGUCUAGGCGAUUCCAGACUUCUGGGCAGUGAGAAUAUUACUUUCCUUCAAACUGCAUACUAUUUUUGUAGUACAUUGCAUCGGCCUCACAUUGUUCCAGCUAGUUUCUGUAAACAUAGCUGCUAUUCUGAAACUGUUGUAAGAUUAAUGAAUGAGUUUUAAAAUUUGAUGGAAAUUGUAGUUGGGGAA